Molecule: messenger RNA, 4653 nt
Organism: Prorocentrum cordatum
Lineage: Eukaryota; Dinophyceae; Prorocentrales; Prorocentraceae
Source: the annotation of a GenBank genome assembly
UCCCCCGGCCUGGAGCUCGCCCUGGACCGCUGCCCUGGCGUCCUCGGCGUCGGCCCGGCACCAGCGGCGCGGGCGGCCGAGUGCGCGACAGCACCCCAGCCGCUGUGCGCGCUGCUGCCGCUGCCCGCUUGGCUCGGGCUGGCCGCACUCUUGCUGCUCGUGGGCUUCUUCGUUGGGAUCGUCUCCCGCGGCUGCUGCGAGCCGCGCCAGCGGGCGCGGGUGCUGUCCGACUACCUCGACGACCCGGAUGGGCGCUACUGGCACCUCCGCCUCCUGCCGCAAACCGACGGGAAUGGCCUCUGGACGGUCGUGGCGUCGACGGUGACGGUGCGGGUGCUGGAUCUCUCGCGGCCUUUGGCCCUCCCCUUGGACCGCAAUGAGCUGAUCCCGGCGCCGUACUGCGACGAAUGCUUCAUCUUCGACUCGACUUCGGCGGCGGAGCUCGCCGAGUUCGAGAGGCGCGGGGAGAUGCCGGCCGCGGCCCACGGGAACACGGCCGCAGGCGUGUCGGCCCCCGACACCGUCUGGCUCGACGCCGACCCCACCCACGAGGCCCUCGCCUCCGCCGAGCCCGAGGCCGCGGUGGCCGACCCCGCCUGCGCCGUCGCCCACGAGGCCGGCGCCCUCGUGCUGGUGGACCACCACCGGGUCCACGCCGAGGCGGAGGAGGCCGGACGGGAAGAGGUUUGGCGGCUGGACAGGGUCACUGCCUUCGGCCGCGCCCCUCGAGUGACGGGCCUGCGGCGCGCCCGCCACGGCGGGCCGUACUCCUCCGAGGCGGACACCCUCGCCCUCUAUGGCACCGGGAAGAGCGAGCACUUCCCGCUGUCGGGUCCGCCCGUGGCGGCCGAGUUCUUGCAGAGCCUCCGCGCCCAGGGCCAGUCGCCCGCCUCCUACCAUCACGAGUGGGCCGGCCUGUCGAGGGUCAACGUCCACGGCGCCCCGGCUCGCGAGCACUUCUUCCUCUCGGAGAUGCUCCGCUGGCAGGUGCAGUUCAACCCGACGGGUGUCUCCAUGCUGGCCAGCGCCGGGCUCGUGCUCCGCCGCCCGGUGCACAUCGAGGCGGCGGCGCAGCGUUUCGCCAAGGUGCCCGACCUCACGGGUCUCGACAUGCUGAUGAGCGUGCCCCCUGACAAGAGUGGAGCGGCGACGACGGCGGUCUUCAUUCAGGCGGCAGCCGACCGCCAGAAGGACCAAGCGACGAUCGCGAAGCAGCGGCAGCUGGACAAGGAAGCAGAGCGCAAGCGGGCGUCCGAUCCCAAGAGCAAGGGGUCGGCGCCCGCGGAAGCCUUGUUUGAGCUUCUCAACACCAGCGACAUGUAUGAUACAGAGCCACAGGGCCUCGAGGUCUUCGACGCCGAUCGCCUGAAGGUCCUCAAGCGCCCGACCAAUCCCAAGCCGUUGGAGUCCGUGCUGUCCAGCUUCGCCCUCACGCAGCACCUGGAGUCCGAGCGGCGCCUCGAGCGCGCCGCCGCAGAGGUGGAGGCGCGCAUCCAGGACGGCCUCAUCACGCCCGUGAAGCCGUACUGGGACCCCAAGCUCCGCGCCUCCCGCCCGGCCCUCUUCGCGCUGCUGAAGGACCUGCUGGCGCGCGGGCUUGGCGGCCUCCGUGCGUCGAUCCGCGCCCGCAUCGCGCUGGCCUUCCGCGCCAAGAAGGGCGGCUCCCAACGCGUGAUCGUCGACGCCCGUGAGGCUAACCAGCUCACGCAGGAGCCCCCGCACGUGCAGCUCGGAGGCCCCGGCGCCCUCCGCGACCUCGACCUCAGCGACGCCGCCUUCGAGAUCGCCGGCUGUGACCCGCGGGGGGCCGACGUCCGCGUCGCGAGCCUGGACUUGCACCAGGGCUUCUACCAGUGCCGAGCUAAGCGGCUCGGGCGGUGGUUCGGCGUGGAGUUCGGCUUCGCGGCCCGCGAGUGGGGGGUCUCCCCUUGCUGCGACGAGGACGCCGAGAGGGGCGUCCCCGUCGACGGCGACACCGCCCUGUACUCCGUGAUGGAGGUGCUCUGCGUGGGCUUCAGCUGGGCGCUCUACUUCUGCCGGGCCAUCAUGGAGGACGCCGCUCUCGCGGCGGCGGGCCCGCGCGCCCGCGCCCCAGGCCGCCCCCUGCUACCGCUGGGCGGCCUGCUGCGCGAGGGCGCCCCCGCCCUUCUGGUCGCUCCCGGGCGCCCCGUGUUCUCGGUGUACGUCGACAACGGCGCCGUGAUCGGCUUCAAUCGCGCUGACACGCAGCGCGGCCAGGACCGCUACCUCGCGCGUCUGGAGGAGAUGGGUUUCAUUGUGCACGACAUCGAGCCCGCCCAGACGGGGCUCACCGCGGUGGGCCUACGCUUCUUAGGCGGAUCCCAGCUCGAGCUGCUGCCGACCGAGAAGUACACCUGGCGGCUCUAUCUCGCCAUCGAGCGUCUUCUCCAGCAGGGUCGCUGCCCCGGCGUCGCCCUUGAACGCGUGGUAGGCCAUCUGGUGAACCACUUCCUCUUGAUGCCCUGGGGGCUGUCCGCUCUCGACCAGUGCCACCGCUUCUUGCAGCGCUAUGGUCGCCGCGACUGCGGCUGGUUCAGCGAGUCCCUGGUCGCCGAGCUGCGGGUCUUGAAGGGCCUCGUGAAGCUAGUCGACGUGGACCUGGCGGCGCCGCGCGCGCCCGUGGUGUUCUCGGGGGACAGCUCGACCUUCAGCUACUCGCUCUCCUUCGCGCGGGCGUCGCCCUCGGACAUCCUGGACGCCGACCGCCUGCGCGAGCGCUGGAGGUUCAAGACGGAGGAGAUCAGCUUCACGGAGCUGCCCGGCGACGGCGGCCGCGCCGCGUCGUGCGCCCCGGUCACCUGGCCGCAGGACCGCCCCGCUCGGGCGGCUGGGCCUACCACGCUCGGGCUCGCCGACAACCUGAGCGCGCUGCUGGCGUUCAUGAAGGGGCGGGCCUCCGACUUCUGGCUCCGCCUGCUGGUGCGACAGGCGGCCGCCCUCGCGAUCGGCGCUGAGAUUGUCUCGCACCUGAGGUGCAUCGAGAGCCCCCGCAACUGCGCGGACCGCGACUCCCGUGCUGCGGAUCGCGGGGAGGUCGCCCCCGGGGCCACCAUCCUGGGAGACACUCGGGGCUUCCGCCUGGCCCUCGACCCGGUCCUGCUGCUGUUCCUGCUGCUGGGCGCUGGCGGCGCCGCCGGCGGGCCGCCGCGGCGCCUGGGCUUCUGGGCGCCCGCGGAACCCGCUUCGCUCGAGCAUUGUGGGAACAUGACCUCGUUCGUCCGCUCUUUCAAGCUGCCUCAGUCCGUUUUUGUCGAGAUCGAUAUGCGCGAGUUCGCGGCUUGGCGCGCGACCCUCGCAGGGGCCUGCCCGCCCAGCCUGUGUCGCGCCUGGGCUGCGAUCGCUGCCGCUGCGGCGCCCCGCGGCUCGCGGCUCGGCGCGGGCGAGGACGGCUACGCGGUGGGGCGCGGCAAGUGGCGCACAGCGCGGCUGCGGGCCGCGGGGGUCGACGCCGCCACCUCCGGACCUCGGCUCGACCCGCGCCCUGCCGACGGGGUCCGCGCGAGUGGCCCCUCGGAGCCCGCUCCUGGGGAGGCUGCGACCACCGCUGGGUCGCGCCGCGGGCGCCCCCGCUCGGCCAAGGCGGAGCCUCUGGCCACGAAGCGCCCGCGGGCUGCCGCCCGCGCUGCCCGCGCCGGCAAGCGGCGCGCCGCGGCAACGGCGACCCCUGCCAAGGCUGUGACGACUCGCCAGCACCACCUGAAGACCAGGAGCGUCCCGGCCAAGAUCGCCGCCGUCUACGAGGGCUGGCGCUGCCGGACCGUGCGCAUUCACGGCCGCGCGCCGCUCGCCGACCUCGGGGGGCUCGGCAAAAUCCUGGAGGCGUUCGUGCCGGAGCUCUACUUCGACGGCGAGGCGGUCAGCGCGGGCCGCAUGGGGCUGGCCGCGGUCGCCUUCAGCCUCAACCUCAGCUUCGCCGACAAGGGCGUCGUGCCUCGUGCAAAGCGCGCCCUCCAGGGGUGGCGCAAGGAGGAGCCCGAGGUGGCCCGCGAUCCUUGCCCGUGGGUCGCCCUGGCCCUCACCGUGAAGCAGCUGGUGAAACAGGGGGUCUUGCUGCAGGACGGGUGCUUCCUGCCCUCGGAGGUGCUCAACAUCCGGCAGGCCGGCGUCGCCGACGUGUCGGCGCGGGGCCCCCUGGCAGUCCGCGUCGCCCCUGCUCUGCCCCGAUCUCCCGACGAACAGGGCCGGCCCUCGCCGCCGGCGAAGACGGCCAAGUACUACGACGCCGUGCUGACUCACGACAAGGUCCCCAUGGCCGCUGGACAAAGGUACCUCCGCAAACUGAUGGAGACGUUGCUGGCGGAUUCGGAGACAUCGACUGCGAAGCUCUUCCCGACCCUGAAGCUCGCGAAGUUCGAGCGCCUCUUCAGCAAGACUGCUGCCAACGCCAGCCUGGCAGAGCUGCGCCUCACGCCUCACAGGCCGCGUCGCGGCGGCCCGAGCGAGGACGUGCUCGGCCGCUACCGUUCCUUUGCAGAGGUCCAGGAGCGCGGCCGCUGGGAGGCAAAGGCCAGCGUAACGGACUACGCCAAAGGCGGCCGUGUCCUUCCCCAGGCCGGUAGGAUGACGGACCAGCAGCCGCGCUACGGCAACUCUCUCAUGCACCGCCUGGCGCUGCUGCUCCAGCUUCGCUGA